GGCGGGGUGCGGAGAGGGCACGACGGUACUGGCAGGGCAGCUCCAACUUGCCGGUAGGGGGAAGAGAAAUGCUCGUGUUGCCGGGGAGGGGUGUGGGGGGUGUGUUCGCUUCGCGUCCCCGCGGUUCCCCUCAAAUCCUACCCUCAGUUUAAAAAUCGCUCUCUUGGCAUAAGCGCUCGGGAGCCAGGCUCACUCUAUCGCCGCUGACGCUGUCAAAAUCGCUGUGGCUCCAGCAGUAACAACAGCGAGCCCCCUCCCUCUCUCUCUCCCUCCGCCGGGUCACCCGCUCCUCGUGAGUAACCAACGCUGAUAUUCCUUUGGCUUCAUCUUCCCGGCUUACGCGAGAGUGCGGAAGACUUGCUAAUUAAUUUACAUAGGAGGGAAUGAUGUCUGAAGGAAGGAAAAAAUACCCCGUUGCACCUGCUCCGCCGAGACUUGUCAUCUGAAUCUGGAGGAGAGCUAUAAAUCAUGUAAAGUGUUCGCGGUGGAGUCGGCUUCUUCUGAGAGCUAUAGGAUUAUGUAUCCAAAUGCUGAAUUUGUAUUUCCCACUAGGAAAAGACUGAAACUCAGAUGCUUCAGAAACUUGCUGUGUGCUUACCACGGGUUCUGCCAACCAUCUCAAGAGGGGACUUACAUGUUCUUUCAUUAGUAAGCAUAACGUUAUCUUGAAAUAAUUAUUCCUCUCCACAUGGCCUUCCUACUAGUGUCAGCUUAUCUUCUGCUGACUCAUGCUCGGGGUGCUCCUGUUGAGAAUGGGGCACUGUUGGAAACACUGAAGUCACAAGUAGGAUUAUUCAGCAAUAAAAGUGAACACUAUUCAACACAGGUGAGACCUCCUGGCACGAGCCGACAAAUACCUCAGACAAUCAUCAUAGGAGUUCGUAAAGGAGGGACAAGGGCUUUGCUGGAAAUGUUGGAUAUUCAUCCUAAUAUUGUGGUAGCAGCUACAGAAGUCCACUUCUUUGACUGGGAUGAAAAUUAUGUGAAAGGAAUAGACUGGUAUAGAAAUCUGAUGCCAUUUUCUUAUGGAAAUCAAAUAACAAUUGAGAAAACACCAGGCUAUUUUACAUCACCACAGGCUCCAGGAAGAAUUCAUGACAUGAAUAGCUCCAUUAAACUGCUGCUCAUUCUAAGAGAUCCCACUGAGAGAGUUAUAUCUGACUAUACCCAAGUAUAUUACAACAGAGUAGAAAGCCACAAGCCUGUUCAGCUUUUUGAAGAUAUUGUUAUUAAGAAUGGAGUGCUUAAUACCAAAUACAAAGCUAUUCAGAGAAGUCUAUAUGAUGUUCAUAUGGAAAAGUGGCUUAAGCAUUUCAGUUUGGAUCAGAUUCAUAUAGUGGAUGGCAAUACUUUAAUCAAGGACCCUCUUCCUGAAUUACAAAAAGUUGAAAGAUUUCUAAAUCUUCCUUCUCGAAUUAUGUCUUCUAAUUUUUAUUUUAAUCAAACCAAGGGAUUCUACUGCAUUAGAAGUGAUGGGAGGGAGAGAUGUUUACAUGAAUCCAAAGGACGUCCCCAUCCUCUUGUUAACAGCACUGUUUUAGAGCAGUUGUAUUCUUACUUCAGAGAGCACAAUGCAAAAUUUUACAGAAUGGUUAAUCAUUCCUUUGACUGGCAUUAAUACAUCUGGAGUCAAUAUUCCUUAAAAAGGGACUGAAGCAAACUCUUUCAAAUAUAUCUUUAUAAACUGUAAAGACCCGUAUUAUGAAAAUUAACAUACUGGUUAUAUGCUUCAUUGGAAUAACACAUCUGUUAAUUCAUUGAAAUGGUACUCUUUAUGUUGGGAAAAAUAAGUUUUAUGUAUUUGUAUGAUUACUGUGAGUCAUAUUCUGAUCUUUCAUCAUGCAAAUACAUUGACUUCAGCAAACUUAGGACAGAUGUGUAUCUCUACAAGAUUUGUGCUGUUUUGGAAAAAUGCUUCUAACUGUAAAAGAUGUAAAUAUUUGAAAUGGUAUUAUUCUAAUUGUUCUGUAUUUUUUGUUGUUAUAAUUUUUUUAUAUUCCCACACAACGAUAGUGGUGUUGAUUUCUAGAAUUUUCAUAAAAUAAGCUAAAAUUGUAUGUUAAAACUGGGGCAUAAAUAGUGGCUCCAAUAAAUCAUUCAUCCUCUUUAAUAUGCUGAAGUACUUAAUCAAUAAAUAAUAAAAGGAAUCUCCUUCACCUGUAAUUUUGAAUAGGUGAACUAGAAGCUACCUGUCUGUAUAUCAUUAGUAUUAAACUAUUAAACCACACUCUUACUAUCCUGGGUUUGCAAAAACAUCUCCAAAGUCUCCACAGUAAGAACAUGAACAGUUCAAAGAAGAUUAAAGUGAGAGUUCUGAAUGUAAAGAAAUUAAAAUAUUCCAGGCAGCCUCAAUUUACAGUGAUACUUUAUACACUAAAAAAAAAAAAA
Molecule: messenger RNA, 2388 nt
Organism: Neopelma chrysocephalum (saffron-crested tyrant-manakin)
Lineage: Eukaryota; Metazoa; Chordata; Aves; Passeriformes; Pipridae
Product: heparan sulfate glucosamine 3-O-sulfotransferase 1-like
Exons: 2
Coding region: 689-1618 (309 amino acids)
Molecular function (GO): [heparan sulfate]-glucosamine 3-sulfotransferase activity
Source: RefSeq, a predicted model, not a curated record